Dipodomys ordii (Ord's kangaroo rat) is the source of this 2059-nucleotide messenger RNA. It is a transcript of the gene Osbpl2, whose product is annotated as oxysterol binding protein-like 2. Gene Ontology annotation, cellular component: cytosol; membrane; intracellular membrane-bounded organelle. The transcript is spliced from 13 exons. Lineage: Eukaryota; Metazoa; Chordata; Mammalia; Rodentia; Heteromyidae. Gene Ontology annotation, molecular function: cholesterol binding. The coding region runs from base 137 to 1564 and encodes 475 amino acids. The record is from RefSeq and is a predicted model, not a curated record.
GUUUCUCCCCUCAGGUUUCCUGCAACUUUCACCCAGACGAGGUCUGCGGUGUGCAGCUGCCUCUGCUCUCCUGAGGACAGCAAGGAUGAUCCAGUAGGCAGCCGCACCGGGCAGCAACAGGGCUGACCCCUGAAGGAUGAACGGGGAGGAGGAGUUCUUCGAUGCCGUCACAGGCUUUGAUUCUGAUCACUCUUCCGGGGGAUUCUCGGAGACAAGUCCAGUCCCGGGAAUGAUUGAUGUGGACACCAGCAGGAGCGGGAAAAGUGGGGAGAAUGGAAUUCAAAAGCACAGGACGGCACUGCCUGCCCCCAUGUUCACGAGAAGCGAUUUCAGCGUGUGGAGUAUACUGAAAAAGUGCAUCGGCCUGGAGCUGUCCAAGAUCACAAUGCCAAUCGCCUUCAACGAGCCCCUGAGCUUCCUCCAACGGAUCACCGAGUACAUGGAGCAUGUGUACCUCAUUCACAGAGCUUCGCGCCAGUCCCAGACCCUGGAGAGGAUGCAGUCUGUAGCUGCUUUCGCCGUCUCGGCAGUGGCUUCCCAGUGGGAGAGGACUGGCAAACCAUUCAACCCGCUCUUGGGUGAGACAUAUGAGUUGAUCAGGGAAGAUUUAGGGUUCAGAUUUAUCUCUGAGCAGGUCAGCCACCACCCUCCCAUUAGUGCCUUUUAUUCAGAAGGCCUCAACCAGGACUUCAUGUUCCAUGGCUCCAUCUACCCGAAGCUGAAGUUCUGGGGCAAGAGUGUGGAGGCAGAGCCCCGGGGGACCAUCACCCUGGAGCUGCUCAGACAUAACGAAGCCUACACCUGGACCAACCCCACCUGCUGUGUACACAACGUCAUCCUUGGGCAGCUGUGGAUCGAGCAGUAUGGCACAGUGGAGAUCCUGAACCACAGCACUGGAGACAAGUGUGUCCUCAACUUCAAACCCUGUGGGCUGUUUGGGAAGGAACUGCACCGAGUGGAAGGGCACAUUCAAGACAAAAAUAAGAAGAAGCUGUUUAUGAUCUAUGGCAAGUGGACAGAAUGCUUGUGGGGCAUAGAUCCUGCUUCCUACGAGUCCUUCAAGAAGCAGGAGAGGAGAGGCGACCACCCAAGGAAGGCCAGGCUGAACCCUGGCUCUGAGAAAGCAGACAGCAGCGUGGACGGUGACAUGGCGGACGACAUGCCCGUGGCUCAGGAGACUGUGCAGGUCAUUCCCGGCAGCAAGCUACUCUGGAGGAUCAACAGCCGGCCCCCACACUCUGCCCAGAUGUACAACUUCACCAGCUUCACUGUAAGCCUCAAUGAGCUGGAGGCGGGUAUGGAAAAGACCCUGCCACCCACAGACUGCCGCCUGCGCCCCGACAUCCGUGGCAUGGAGAAUGGCAACAUGGAUCUGGCCAGCCAGGAGAAGGAGCGGCUGGAGGAGAAGCAGAGAGAGGCCCGCAGGGAGCGUGCCAAAGAGGAGACUGAGUGGAGGACAAGAUGGUUUUACCCAGGCGACAACCCCUACACUGGGACUCGUGACUGGCUAUAUGCAGGGGAUUACUUUGAGCGGAAUUUCUCAGACUGCCCUGACAUCUACUGAGGGCUUAGGGCCUGCCGGGGGCCAGGCUGGAUCCCGGAGCGGCCGCUCCUUCGCCACGGCGGAGAACAGCUUCUUCCACCAAGGUCGUGGAGGUCAGGGCCUUGUCCCUCCUCAGGGCUUCGUUCCGGUGACCUCUGCCUGCCCGCCCCUCACUGUGUCACAGUCCCCCUGAGGCUCCACCAGGGCCCUGGCGUCCGCCGAGGUCCACGCACGGACAGGUGUGUGGGGCUGAGCUAGCCGCACACUGGCCACAAGAUGCGUGACUCAAGGAAGAAGCAGGAGGCCCCUGCACUCGCAGUUUCUAGAAGCUGGGUUGACAAUGGUUGACUGAAAAUGGAGUGGAUCUGGAAAGAUCCGGGGGCCGGGGCCGCUGCAGGUACAGCAGCGGGAGGCAGCGUCCGGGCCCCCAGGACAGGAAGCAAAAAGUGGUCAGAGUCUGUAUUUUUUCCUAUCCUGAGCAAUGUAAAGAUGGCUUCUAAAGUAUUUAAGUUAAAA